UUCUCUUACCUCUUCUUUCUGAGAGAAAUUACAAGAUUUGAUUCCACAUUCAAUCUCGCAUUUACGACGUCGUUCCACGUGCGCUCCAAAAAUCCUCUCUUCAGAUCUGCUGAUGUAAUAACCCUUCCAAUUUACCCAAUUUGUUGCGAUUCGUGAUUUUUCCGAUUGGCAGAGAAGAUCUAUGGAUUCGGAUGAAUUCCGAUCGAUUUUGUCGAGAUCGGGAGUCGGAAUUUGGGCGCUGAUUGACGCGGCGAUCGGAGUCGCCAGCUCCGACUACGGCGAGGAGCUGCGCAGCCGGAGAGACGGAAUCGUCGAAUCGCUCUACGCAUCCGCGGGGCAGCUGUGCCGCAGCUGCGGCGGCGGCGGCGGCGGAGAAGCCGAUCAGGAUCACCGAUUUUGCAAUCGCGGCAGCAAAAUUGAUUACAGCAGCGACGACGUUGACCACAAGGAUAAUGAUAGCAAUAAGAAGAAUAGCGUUGCUGUUGAUGAUGAUAGGAAUAUGAAUGCGGAUUUUGGUAAGACUGCGUUGACUCCGGAUUCAGAUCAUCUGAAUCUUAACGACGAAGAAGGCGAGGUCGAUCCGUAUGCUGGAUUGUUUGAUGACGAUGAGCAGACCACAAUUUUCAGCAUCAAAGAGCAGCUCGAGGAUCCACAGCUGAGUGAAGAAGCUGUGGUGGAGUUGCUGCAGACUCUUGCAGAUAUGGAUAUCACAUUCCAAGCUCUCAAGGAUACUGAUAUAGGAAGACAUGUGAAUCGACUGAGGAAGCAUUCUUCGAGUGAAGUUCGUAGAUUGGUGAAGCAGCUUGUUAGAAAAUGGAAGGAAACUGUGGAUGAAUGGGUUAAGGUGAACCAGCCACAAGCAACUACUGCAAAUCUCAUUGCUGAUGUGGACUCACCUCAGCAGAACAUACCCAAAAAUCAACAAAAUGGCCAUCACCAGGUCCCCGAUUUUGGGUACUCCCCAAAUCCCCGGAAUGGGGGUCCGACUCCAGAAAGGAAUUAUGCGGAAUAUGAGCCGAAACCUAAGCCAUCUCCAUCUGCAGCAGCUCGGAGGGAAGCUCCAUCAAGGCCUCCACAAUCAGUUUCUAAAUCUUCCUCUGCUCCCCCUCCUAAUAGAGCGCAAAGGGAAACUGUUGUAGACGACGAGAAGCUGAAUUCAGCAAGAAGACGGCUUCAAGAGAACUACCAAGAAGCUCAGAAUGCCAAGAAGCAACGAACGAUCCAGAUGAUGGAUAUUCAUGAGAUCCCUAAACCAAAGAACACCUUUUUUGCCAAGAACAAGGGUGGCUUUCAGGGGAGGCACCAUCGAUGAUAUGCUAUUUUUGUCGUGAUCUUCUUCUUUCCUUUCCGCAUUGUACCAUAAAAAUGGGAUGCCAAUUAUCCGAGGGGCCUCCAAAGAAGCAGUUGGUUCGCCUCUCGGGCAACAUUUCGUGUUUAUUACAAACAAACAGAAGUUAUAUAUGAACUGGUGAUUUUGGAGAUUGAAA
This is a messenger RNA of Salvia hispanica, 1487 nucleotides long. Its product is annotated as Transcription elongation factor (TFIIS) family protein. The record is from RefSeq and is a predicted model, not a curated record. Gene Ontology annotation, cellular component: nucleus. NCBI's taxonomy places the organism in Eukaryota, Viridiplantae, Streptophyta, Magnoliopsida, Lamiales, Lamiaceae.